Scatophagus argus is the source of this 1119-nucleotide messenger RNA. RefSeq lists its product as uncharacterized. The transcript has a single exon. The coding region runs from base 87 to 833 and encodes 248 amino acids. NCBI's taxonomy places the organism in Eukaryota, Metazoa, Chordata, Actinopteri, Scatophagidae. The record is from RefSeq and is a predicted model, not a curated record.
UUUGUUGUUGUUUUUUUUUUAAAAACAGAAGAUGCCUUUAAAAAACAUUCUCUUAUUAUAAAGUCAUUUGGAAACCUUACCAUAGGAUGGCCACCUCAAAUGGAAAAGGUGAAAAGGUGUCCAAAUUUGAGACACUGAAACUUUUGGAGAAAUGCAGAAAGGAAAGAGAUGAUGCCAUUCACAGGGAAAGUGUUCUCCGAGAGAAACUGAGACAGUAUGAGUCAAGGAUGCGUUCAACUGAGGCUCUAAAACAGAAACUGAAGAGCCUGACUAUGGACAACAAGGAGCUGAGGAAACAAGUGAAGGCUCUUCGUAUUGAGAUUGGACUUGAGUGCAGCCCUAAGUUCAAUGGAAAGACUACAAAGGACAUAAUCAAUGACUUGCAUGAAAAGGAGCGUGAGUGCAGUUCCCUGGUUGAGAAGGCUGGGAAACUGAGUCUGACCAUUGAUGAUUUGACAUCGGAGUUGGCAAAUACAGUCACCUCUAAAACACUUUUAGAGGAUCAGGUGCAGUCAUUGCAGCAAAAUCUCAAGGAUAUGACAAAUAAUCAACGCCGUCUGCUAAAGCUGUGGGAAGACAAGAAGUCCCAGAGGGAACAGCUUGCCCUCCCUGCAAUUGGACAGAAGCCACUUGUCCAUAAAGCAGCUCAAACUGAGAUGUCCAUCGGUUCAUCCCAAAAGCUCCCUGUCAAUGCCUUUGAAACAAAGCCAUUCUCCCGGGAUCAUGAGAAAAACACUGUUUUGGAUAAACACAGUUUUCCAACCUAUGGAAAUGGCUAUCAUCAUGACAAGAAAGCUUUCCUGCAUGAUGAGACCAAAGGAAUUCAGAACUGAUGUGACUCACUGACUGAUAGCCACUGGCAGUGUGUAUUGAUAAAGUAGUGCAAAGAUAAAGCAAACAACAAUUGGACUGAUAUUUAAUAUGACUGUAAAUAAAUAAAUGAAUAGCAGGAUAUAACACUCAAACAAUCUAAUACCAGUUUAUGGCUUCUCUUGGUGCUUUGUUUAAUUUAACUUUGGGACACUGGUUUUAUCUAAGUAUUUGCAUUAUUUAACUUUAAGUCGACAUUUAUCCAAAGCAAGUUUUGAAAACUAUUCUUUGUGAGCUUAUUCCGUUUAA